Achroia grisella is the source of this 1132-nucleotide messenger RNA. RefSeq lists its product as uncharacterized. The record is from RefSeq and is a predicted model, not a curated record. Lineage: Eukaryota; Metazoa; Arthropoda; Insecta; Lepidoptera; Pyralidae. The coding region runs from base 128 to 1042 and encodes 304 amino acids. The transcript is spliced from 9 exons.
AUUAUUGGAUGACGAUUCUAACGCCCUAAUGUAGGCUUUACUUCAAUUUGGCGUAAUUCAAUUUAAUCACACAUUACCUUAAAAUCAUCAAUGCUAUAGUUCUGAUAAUAAAGUUAAUCCAAUUAUAAUGACAUCUAUAUUAAUGUCCGAGGGUAGUGACAGUGCGGCAGCAGUUGGCGCUGGCGAGGGCACUACUUCGCCAUGGUUCUUCAGCCCACCUGAACGAGGCAGGAGCCCCCGGCGUCGUCGGUCACGUUCCUCACCAGUUCGAUUAAGCUUGGCGUCGUUAGCAACGCGCACCCGCAGUCCAUUAGCGUCGCCACAUCGCCACUCUACCGCAACCACUCGUUUGUCAUCAGUACAGCCUGAUGUCUACUGCGCCGAUCAGAAGUUGGACUGGCCAAGUGGCUCUGCUUACUUCUCUGUGAUGCCUCCUGCUACACCGUUGCGACUAGUUCCCCUCGUUACCAGCCCGAUGCUGUCCCCAAGGGCCGAGUCUCCUCACCAGAAACCAGAACUGGUGGUACCUAUGGUCAUUUUGUCUGAGACUAAGGAACUGUCAAUUGAAGACCCACCAAUGGCAAAGAAGAGGAUGCCGAGUGGUUGUCAGCGACGUAUUGUACGUCGCUUGCUGCAAGAGUUAGUAACAGGCUUGCCACUACCUGUUACUACCUUACCGUGCACAGUUACUUAUCGGAAAACAAAUGUAUCAUCCACAUUGGUAUCAGCAGCCAAGGUAUCUCAAGCUGUAAUCACUGCUUCUGCGACUCUAUUGUCUACAUCACGAAUAGCGGCUGAAUGCAAACACGUGGCGAUCCAGGCACCUACGCAUAUAAAGAGAUCAGAAAAACAUGAAGAGAAUUCCAGCUUUGCUAGUGGCGUGGAGAAGCUGCCUGCGAAAGACGAAUGGGUGGGUGGUGUGAGAGCUUUGCGAGACUCGCAUGUGCGGCUUGUUCUGAGACAGUUGCGCCACAUAGAGCGGCUGAACAGAGCGCUAGACCGUGCCGCACCAACCAUUAGCGUACAUAAUCUGAAGCACUGAAUAUUUACGACAAUAUUUACCCUAUACCAUUCAAAGAUUUAAAUAAACGUUUUUAAGUAUUUCUUGUUAUGUAAUACCCUCGAGACCCCA